Molecule: messenger RNA, 1960 nt
Organism: Salmo salar (Atlantic salmon)
Lineage: Eukaryota; Metazoa; Chordata; Actinopteri; Salmoniformes; Salmonidae
Product: nuclear factor interleukin-3-regulated protein
Biological process (GO): regulation of DNA-templated transcription; circadian rhythm
Cellular component (GO): nucleus
Molecular function (GO): DNA-binding transcription factor activity; DNA binding
Source: RefSeq, a predicted model, not a curated record
UUAUACAGUUCUGUAAGUUGCCGUCUGUUGCUCACAGAAACGCAAUGGGUGGGCGGUGGCACUUUGAGUGAGGUCAUUGUCAUGUUGCAUCAGUGGUGUACUCACUGGAAUAUAGUUGUCUGGCAGCAGAAGGUGAAAUCCUAGACAGCUACCUGACAGAAGUGCACAAGAACUUACAUAUCCUCCUUUUACCUGGCCAACCAAGAAACAGCCAUCCUACUUUCUAUACUGAGACCAGAUGGAGCCCAUGUCAGUAUCUCCAAAUGGGAGCACGGAGACACUGGAGGAUGGUCAUACAGCCUCCCUAGAGGGGGCGCUGACACCCAAGGGCCUGAGGCGCAAGAGAGAGUUCAUUCCAGAGGAGAAGAAGGACGUCACCUACUGGGAGAAGCGUCGCAAGAACAACGAGGCGGCCAAGCGCUCGCGGGAGAAGAGGAGGGUAAACGAUUAUGUACUGGAGAGCCGCCUGGCGGCCAUGAACAAAGAGAACGCCCGGUUGAACACAGAACUGCUGGCCCUCAAACUCCACUUUGGCCUGGUGAGCCCUGCGGGCUAUGCUGCCCACCAGAGCAGCCUGCUACGGCUCCACCAUGCCCAUACCCACAGCCCUCAUUCUCCGCCACCCAGCAGCCCAACCCAGCCCCUGGACAAGGACGUCUACUGGGGUAGGAGGCCCAGCUACAGAGACCCCUCUACUUUGCCAAAUUACCACCACCUACCUCCUGUCCUGACUGGACAACUUGCUCCUGCCAUGAUCAAUCCACAUGCUCUACCAACUAGAAGGGCCUAUCCAUACUUCUUAGAAAUUCCUGGUGUUGUCCACCCUGCAAACUCAUCCUCCCUUCUCCUGCCCCCGCUUCUCCCCUCUCCCCUAUUGUCCUGGCCGGGGGUUCCCCUGCUGAGGCCCACCCCUAGGAGAGGGGGUUCAGAUGAGGAGGGGGAACAGCAGGUCCCAGCAGCCUCCUCCAGCACUGCAUUACCGCACAAGCUGAGGCUGAAGACCAUCAGAGGUCCUACUGUCCACAGGGAUGUUAGAGACAGGGCCUCCCCCCAGCUCCCGCUCUAUGUAUCUGACUGACUGACUGACCACAUGGCACAUGGCACAGCAGCACAGAGCAGACCAACCACAGCACUGAGAACAUGAAGGAUCCAUGCUCUUAGCGCUGUAACAUUGACACCAAAUUGACAGUUGUCUGUUGAUUGAUUUUCUGAAAGUUGUUGCUUCUCAGGUUUUGCCAUGCUUCCUUACUGCCCAAGUUAACUGGAUUAAAUAGAAUGUGGGGGGGGGAAUUGAUCAUUUAUUUUAUAAAAUCCAAUCAAGUGUUUACAUUACUGUGUGGGUAAUGUUUAGGUUCUGUUGGUUGGCUGGCUGGCAGAGCAAGAUAGCACUGUGGUUCAGUGCCUCUCUGGAGUGAGGAGCAGGGCCGUAGCGACACAUGAGGACGCCGAGCUCCAGACCUCUGGAAUUUAAAAAAUAUAUAAAUAAUAAUACAUUUCAAAAAUCUGUCGGGGUCUCAACUUACUGUUGAGAGUUAGAAUAGUAGAACAUACAAGGUGCAAUUUCAAAACCUUGUUGCAACAGUUUUCCUCUUGGUAUAUGUCACUCACUGACAGUCACUCAAUUAACCCAUGUCAGUUAAAUAUUUUAAGAUUGGUCAAUUAGUCUAGUUAUUACCAAUCGGAAAUGCAGGGCACGUGCCCAGCUGCACUGACCUCCACAGAGCCCCCAUUGAUUUUGUUAGUCACUCUCACUCAGAUAUCAUAUUAACCUGGCAAAAGUCAUGGCAAAAUGUGAAGAAUUGCAGGAAAUUAGCUUUAAAUCUGCAAAACAUGUCUCCCCAUCCAAGGGAAAAAUGUGUAGAAUUGCAGGAAAUUUGCUGUAAAACUGAAGAAAAAAUGUGUUCUGUAAAGCAAACUUAAUUGUUUACCUUUGUUAAUAAAAUUAUUUCCUGCUAACAGA